GCAUUACUUCCAUUUGAGCAGCGAGCUGCCCGAUCAUGACAUCUAUCUGUACAAUAAACCUGGAGGCCAGGGCACAGGAGGCAAAGGUACAAUGUCGGACCUUGUUCAGAAUCUCUUCCCAACCUCUCAGUUUCAAGGGAUCGCCUGCAUCGUGCUGUCAUUCGUGGACGCUAAAGGCUGCGCGCUGCAGGUUCCCGCUCAGGACGGCAGUGGCCCGGCUCUCAGAGGCGACAUCUCCAGCAUCUCCCUCCAGCCGGACCAGUUCGAGGCCUUGACGACUGUCGUCAAAGUGGACUCUGGCAGCCAGAGCUCAGGUGCAACCGUGCGAGUGCGCUUCGACGUGUGGGAGCAGGGUAACAUCAGCCCGCUGCAGCUGACCGACCGGCUCAGGGCGGCUCUACGCCACGCCCUCUGCGACGUCGUCAUGGAGAUGCGUGUGCUGCCAAACCCGUUGUGUCUGGACACCUUCUGCCUGCCUGCUGCCACCCAGCGGGACGAGAGCACAGUUGCCUUGAGUCUCCUGCAGUCUGACAGUAAGGAGGUGAAGGAGAGCGUUCGGCGGCCCAGUGGAGCUCAUGGGCUCAAGAGCAGCCCGUCUCCCAUCAGCCUGAGUUCUGUGCCCAGCUCCACCCCGACCACUGGAACCAGCACGCCCGAGUCCACCACACCCACCGGCAAAACCACGCGCCGCUUCUUCUGGGAAAUACUGAGUAAACCAGAAACUUCUGAGCUUGGCAGUCCGAAGACGACGGAUGACAUCGUACCGGAGCGUGUCGAGGACAGUCGCGUGAACCGACGGAGACACAAGACGGAGAGCGUCAAACAGCAGUGGAACCACGAGAAAGCCAUGGCAGUCGAGCAAGAGCAGGCCCAGAGGAGACAUGCAGUCCAGCUGGAGGAGGGUGAUACAGGCACUCUUCAGCCCGUCUUCCAGACCACGUACCUGCCCUGGGUCACCUUCAUGAACAGACUGGGUUGUCCGUCCAUCCAGCACUGUUCAGCUGAAGUCUCGCAUCAUUUCCUCCUGCCCUCCAUCCUCACAGAGAUCGUCAAUCUGGUGGGCUCGCUGGCCAGUGACACGGCGGCCAAAGUGUUCGAAAGAAGCAGCUGUCCUCAGGGAGACAUCUAUGUCCCCCUGUCAAUCAUCCAGCACAUCAGCCAACCACCUGGCACCACCAGGAGCUUCAUUCUCAUUGGUCGCAACUUCAGCCAAUGGCACUGCAGUACAGAACAAGAAGAGAGUUCAGAUGAAGAGAACAGUCCUGUACUAAAUAGGUGCACACCUCAUAAGGGCAUGCAGCGGUUCGAGGCUUUGGAGCACAGUGAUUGGCUGAGCCCGGGACAGGCUGUGAGGGGCGUGGCUCCACGCCAGCGCUUCCUGUACAUGCAGAUUGUCAAUAAGAAGGUGACUCUGUACACGUAUAACUGGUCGGUGGAUCUGGGCGUCUCUCUGAAUCAGGGUCUGGUCAGACUGGUGCAGUGGCAGAACGCCCGCGCUCAUGUGGUCAACUGCCUCCUGAGUCAGAAAAUGGGCCUUUUCCAUCAUUACUGCUUCUCUGAUACGCCUACACAUGAGGACCUGAAACAGCAGGAGCCCAGCUCGUUCCUGAGCUCCACGAUCGAGGCGGACGCUCUGUUGAGGAGUCCGGUUCCUCCGGCCGCGAGUAAGGAUCAGGGUCGGAUGGGCAGCUCUGCGCGUGCUCUUCCUCCUCUGGCCUUCCCCGGAGAACUCGUGCCCUUUGAUGAAGCUCUGAGAGACGUGAACACGGUGAGGCCCCUGACCAGUCAGGACGGACCCGAUAUAGUCACUCGCCAUGGAGCCCAGCUACUGGAGGUCAAAGCCGCUGAACGCAGAGAGCUGGAGAGACAGAUGAAGAUUGAGAAUCUGUUUGUGACGUGGCAGCAGCGCUCGGCUCAGUCCAACAUGCCCAUCUCUGUGGCGGAUCUGGACACACUAAAGCAGUCCUCUCGACUGGUCCAUUACUGCGCCACUCCGCUGCUCUUCGACCCUGUCUUCCGGAAACAGAUUCAAGAGGAACAGCUGCCUCAGCCCCAGAUGAAGAAGCGGCAUCGCUCCAGUGACUCCACGGCGUCCGGCCGCGAUCGCAGCUACAGCACGGAUUCUGCAGACAUGCAUCCGAGUCGAUUGAAGGAGGAGCCGUGGCUGCAGGAGAUCUCCAGCAUGUUCCUGCAGCAGUAUGUGCAGUAUCUGCAGAGCAUGGGCUUCAUCCUGGUGCAGGUCCGGCCGCAGUCGCCCGCUCGCAGCAUCGCUCGAGCCCGAGCCGCCAUGUUGAGUUCUUUAUCCACUGAAGGCAGAUCAUCCUUCUCCUCUUUCUCAUAUAAUAAGCAGAAAAGUGAAGACAGCCCCAAGAGCAAUACAUCGAGCUCGGCAUCAUAUCACCUGCAGAGGGCGCUGCCGGGAGGAAUCGUCCUGAUGGAGCUGGCUUUUCAAGGCUGUUAUUUCUGCGUGAAGCAGUUUGCAUUAGAGUGCUCAAGGAUUCCCAUGGGUCAGACGGUUAAUUCUCAGCUGUCCAUGCUGUUCACCGAGGAGUGCGAUAAGGUGCGGGAUCUGAUGCACGUUCACUCCUUCAGCUACGACUUCCACCUGCGUGUGGUGCAUCAGUACCUCGUGGGCUGUCACAUGACCCUGCGGCAGGGGGACCAGCUCACGGCCUUUCUGGAGGGCUUCAUCGCCCAUCACCCCCACAUCCCAAAGUUCGGACGCAACCACGUCUUCCAGGGGAGUUUCUCCAUAUCUACGGGAAUGAUCACAGCACAUCAGCUGUAUAAUUACAUCACUGAUCACGCAGGCACUUACGGGAUGAAGCCCUUGCGCAUGUCUAAAGCUGCAGUUACCACCGAUAACAAGAAGGGGGCGCCGAGCGCAGACCUGCACGAGUACGCACUGGUCGCUCUGUGGAACAGCUCUGGCUCAUUUAAAGACUUGGAGGGAUUGCGACACCAUGAUGACUUUGACGUGUCGCUGCUGGUUUGUCAUAACGCCGCCCCGUUUGAGGAGCAGUCUGAGGGAGAGAGACACCUGCUCAGGCUGCGUUUCUAUGUGAUCAUGACCAGUCAGAGGGAGCUGUUCCCGCGUUUGACUGCAGACAUGCGGCGCUUUAAGAAGCUUCCGCAGAUCCACCGUGACCCCGGUGACCUCAGCAGCCGCAUCCCUGUGGAGCAGAUGGAGGCUGGCAGCCCGGGGGAGCGGGAAUCUGAACUGGACCUGUGGGAGGACACCACCGCCCCCGUCACCCCUGCAGCCAGCCCUGAGUCUGACCCCAUGGAGAGCCUCCUGCACGCAGACGCAGACACAGACGACUCCCAGGGGCUCUUCUACCUGUGUCCUCUCUUCCCCCUGCUCAGUUCGGAGGUGCUGUCUGCUCGCCGGCAGAUUCAGAGCAGCGUGGAGCAGGCCAUGGGCCACUGCCGCAGGGAUAACCUCUGGAGGAGGCUCUUUCAUGGAGAGUACUUGGCUCUGGAUAAACUCAAACUCAGCAAGCUGACCUUCGGUGAACUGGAAGAGCUGCUGGAUGCUGUGCAGAGCAGAUCGGUUUCUGAGAUUGACCCGCAGCUGGACUGUUUCCUGAAUAUGAGUCCCGCCUGGUACCAGAGUCUCAUCAAAGUCCUGCUGUCCCGCUUCCCACAGAACUGCAGGCACUUUAAAGACGACUGCGGCAUACAGUACCUGGCCGUCCUGAACCAGAAGUUCACUGACUGUUUUGUGCUCGUUUUCCUGGACACACAGGCAGGAAAAACUCAGCAGUCCUCCACCGCAGCUGGUCUCCAUGUACCACCAUCUGGAGUCGGUCAUCAACACCGCCUGCUACAACCUCUGGACGGGCCUGCUGUGAACCUGUGUUUCUGCCAGCGGUGCAUCAGACGGAGUCAAGUGUCUGACAAAGAUUGA
Sinocyclocheilus rhinocerous is the source of this 3910-nucleotide messenger RNA. RefSeq names its product protein SZT2-like. Gene Ontology annotation, cellular component: peroxisome. The transcript is spliced from 26 exons. Bases 92 to 3910 code for a protein of 1272 amino acids. Lineage: Eukaryota; Metazoa; Chordata; Actinopteri; Cypriniformes; Cyprinidae. The record is from RefSeq and is a predicted model, not a curated record.